AACUUUGCGGUGAUGUAGGAUUUCAAAUUGCAACAGUUAUCGGCCAUGACGGUAAAGAUGUUGACGUGCACGAGUAAGUUCUCUUUUUAUUUUUAGCGUGAAAGGGUAGUCAGGUGAGCUGAAAGCCACAACUCUCUUAUCAGUACUUGCUUCAUCACUGAAGGGCUGCUCCAAUUCGAGGGAAAUUGCUAAUUAGAUUAUCAGUUUUUUUAACAUGCUUUCAUUAGCAUGUUGUGACAUUUAAUUUUAUUAAAUAUUGUCUGUGCUUUUUAUGCACACGUAACCCUCUUCCCUGUUUUCAAAAAAUCUGUCUUUUCUCUUCCUUUCAGGUAUUGCCAGGUAGACUGUUAUAAAGGUGCACCAGAUAAUUGGUGUUGUGAAAAAUGUGUCAAAAAACAAAAAAAUGAGAACUCUGAGGGACCAGAGAUACAUGUCUCUACAAGUAUUUGUCAAAGCACUCUUCCACUAGAGAUACGUAGUAAAUUUAUUGGUGAGGGUGAUAUCAAUUGGAAAAGAGGAACAAAUCAGGAAAACAAAGUAUCUACCUGUUGAAGAAGCAAUUGGUCUAUUGAAUUCUGGCUCUUCAAGAGUUACGUUAACUAAAUCCAAGACGACUGAGACUCGAGGGAAUUUAAGCAAACCUAGAACUCAGAUUUCAGAUGUUUUUCCUAAGAAGAGAACACUGCAGUAUUCUUUAGGGUUAACAGGAUAUAAGAAACCUCACAAUUUUCUAAAUUUCAAAACAAUCGAACCGAGCAUAAAACAAGUCGAAUCAUCUAAAGGUUAAUUUUCACCAACAUUUCUUGUAUUCAUUACUUAUUCAAAUAUAUUCUUUUCUUAGGUCUCUAUUCAUUAGAAAUUUCAUUUUCUAUCAUAUAUUAUUGUAUUUCCAUCUAGUUGAUGUAGCCUGCUUGUUAGGUCUUGGGGGAGUUACCAUUCUAGAGCAUAUGAGUUUCAAUGUUGUGAAAGCGAGUGGAAUGAUGAAUCCACCUAUGACACACCCUUGUGAUCCUGCUCUAGCUCAUUCCUGGAAGGGAAGUUUUGAAAUCUCAGGUGCUUCAGAAUUUGUACAAUGCAACCUCAAUAAUUUUAUUCAGGUUCAUCCUCCUUCUAAAGUUAAACGUAAGGUGUAUGAGUUUUCAGGGCAAUUGCCUCAUACUCUUAAAUUUGAACUAAUUCCGCGCGGAAAUAACUGGACAAAGCUAUUCAAUAAUCAUUGUCCAGGUAAAGAAGACGUAGGACUAUAUUUCUUUACAAGUGAAAAAGAAAGGUCUGGGAUAUAUACUUCUCUGGUGGAGUACAUGCGUAGUAGGGAUUUUGUGAUGAGAAUGGUUAUAAAUGAUGUUGAGCUGCUUGUACUUGCAUCCAUAACGCUGCACAAUGAUUCUCAAACAAGGAACAACCAGUACUUUCUGUGGGGGUUAUUUUACCGCAUCAGACAAUACACAAAUGGAUGUGCUGAAGGGGGCAGCAACAAAGUGAUUGAUAUGGAGAUAGACAUGAUAGCUGGAGAAAAUGUGUGAAUGUUGGACAUUGUGGUCUCAACAACUACUUUCAUCAAUGACUUUGAUUUAGAUAUUCAACAGAAACCGUUACUGCUGCUACCUAUUCAUACCUUUCAAGCUUAUUGUUUUUGCAUUUCCAUUGUUGAUCUUUGUAGUACUUGACGUAUUUAACUGUUCCUUUUUAGUUUUGCUUAUAACAAUCUAUUACCAGUUUUUGGGAAAUUAUUUUGCUUU
Molecule: messenger RNA, 1739 nt
Organism: Solanum tuberosum (potato)
Lineage: Eukaryota; Viridiplantae; Streptophyta; Magnoliopsida; Solanales; Solanaceae
Exons: 4
Coding region: 948-1523 (191 amino acids)
Biological process (GO): negative regulation of transcription elongation by RNA polymerase II
Molecular function (GO): histone reader activity
Source: RefSeq, a predicted model, not a curated record